Molecule: messenger RNA, 1691 nt
Organism: Drosophila melanogaster (fruit fly)
Lineage: Eukaryota; Metazoa; Arthropoda; Insecta; Diptera; Drosophilidae
Exons: 2
Coding region: 519-1298 (259 amino acids)
Cellular component (GO): nucleus
Molecular function (GO): structural molecule activity
Source: RefSeq, marked reviewed
UACAUAUAUGUUUUUCACAUUUAUUUUUUAAUCUACCGCUUGGGGGGCAUACAUUUUAGAGUUGGCAGCCCGCUUGGUAACAAAUCUGCGAACCGCAGCCAGCGCAGAACGCAUCCAAUAAGUUCAUUGCCAAACGGGCCGAGUCCCUAUAUGCACAUCCACACAUGCCCAUCGGCUGGCGCGACCGAGUCACCGAGAAAACUGAGCCCGAGUGCAACGAGAAUGCGGGUCCGAGUGGCUCCGACUUCGGACUUGGGAAGGCACUCGCGUGGCAACAAUCGUCCAGGGCGCACGGCAAACACGCAGAGCUGCCGGAGGAGAUAGGCCGCUGCUUCUUGGGGGCCACAUUCGUACCCCGAUCCAAAUCCAGACCCGCUGAUCCAUCCGCCUCAUAAAUACACACAUAAUUUCUGCCGCUUUGAUUGGGGCACGCAGUAAGUUGAUUGCAAUUGCAAUUGCCAUAGCCUUUGACUUGCUGCACGUUCGCUCUUCGCUGCUCGCUAUUUGCAACAACGCACAUGGUGGAGGAGAUUGGCUGCCAGAGACAGACGGGCAUUGUGGUCGCCAUGCCCAGCCAGGUGGCAUCCAACACCGGAACUCCAGCCCCAUCCGCCGGCGGCAUUCACCAGCAGCAUCAGCAGCAGCAACACCAGCAGCACCAGCAGCAGCAACACCAGCAGCAGCAGCACCAGCAACACCAGCAGCAACAGCAGCAGCAACACCAACAUCAGCAGCAGCAACAGCAACACCUUCAGCAGCAGCAACACCACCAGCUGCAGCAGCAACAGCAGCAGCAGCAGCAUCAACAACUCGCCAGCAACAUGAGCCUGCUGACCGUCAAAGGCGGCCGUUACCUUUGGACCGACCGGGAGCUGUUGAUGCACCUCCAGAACUACACUCCCCUGAUCCUUCUCAUCGAUUUCGUGGAGAAGACCCGAACCAAGCGCUUCUAUGAGAGCUCCGAGCGCUAUGAGAUACUCAUGCUGGUCUUCAUCAUGCGCAAGGGAGCGCCGUUUUGUGAGAACAAGCGCUUUCCAGCGGAGUACUGGGUUAAUCUAUCGGUGGGACCAAUUGCCGAGGCGUUUGACCGUCUGCAGGCGGCCAUCGAUAUACCGGAUCCCCAGCUGCCGAUCCACAUGAGCGUUACAGAUUUGACCAGCUGGAAGCAAAUGUUCGACCUGGCCAUGCUGGAUAUACGGCGUUUUGCGUACUACACCGAUCCCUUGCAGCUGGCCGAUGCGGGCGUCUUUAACCGGAUCACCUUUGAGCAGCGAUUCGGAAUGCAGUGGCAGGAGUAAUGGGAAUUGAUGCACGUUACUGGAUAUAUAUUCACGGGAAACAGCAUGUAAGCACACCAUCAGCACCAACACACUUUCCCAAAUUGGGAUGGAUCGUGGGGAAGGCUACUGCAUAAAUCCGAACGAAAGCAUUUAGUUAAGUAUUAAUAGGACGCACUAGAGCGCAACCGAUCCAUCCAAUCCCACAUAGACAGAGUUAUUUGUUGCGUUAAUGUCCCUGCAUAGCGAAAUCUACUGUGCCUUCUCCAAAAACUCCAGAUCCUUCUGCAUUCCUUUCCCUCCAAUCCGUCAACUUCAUCUCUCCUCCGACUCCUCAAAUGUAUCUGUAAUACAAGCGACGUGUAGGACCCAAAAUGCUUUAAUGGAAAUAAACGUUAGUUACUGUUCAAACGC